AUGGCCGACCGCUACAUCCCCGAGCACCGCCGCACCAACUUCAAGGCGAAGAGCAACUUCAAGCCUGAGGAACUCCGCCGCCGUCGUGAGGAGCAACAGGUCGAAAUUCGCAAGGCCAAGCGAGAGGAGAACCUUGCGAAGAGGAGAGGAAUCGCCACGGGCGAGAACAGGCCUGGCGCCUCGCUCGGCGCCGCUCCCGACAGUGACGAUGAUACCGCCCCCACCGAGUCACAGUUGAACGAGGACCUUCCUCAGAUGGUGGAGGGUGUCUUCUCCGAACAGAUUGACCUCCAGAUUCAGGCCACGACAAAGUUCCGAAAGCUGCUUUCGAAGGAGCGCAACCCCCCGAUCGAGGAGGUCAUCAAGACCGGCGUCGUCAGCCGCUUUGUGACCUUCCUCCGCUCUCCCCACACCCUGGUUCAGUUCGAGGCCGCUUGGGCUCUUACCAACAUUGCUUCCGGUUCCGCUACUCAGACCCAAGUCGUCAUUGAGGCCGGCGCCGUCCCCAUCUUCGUCGAGCUUCUUGGUAGCCCCGAGCCCGAUGUGCGCGAGCAGGCUGUCUGGGCUCUCGGCAACAUUGCCGGCGAUAGCCCCCACUGCCGUGACUAUGUUCUCAGCUGCGCCGCGCUCAAGCCUCUGCUGGCUCUCCUCGGUGACAGCCGCAAGCUCAGCAUGCUCCGCAACGCUACCUGGACUCUCAGCAACUUCUGCCGUGGCAAGACCCCCCAGCCCGACUGGGCCACCAUCGCUCCCGCGUUGCCCGUGCUGUCCAAGCUUGUCUACUCUCUCGAUGAUGAGGUCCUGAUCGACGCUUGCUGGGCCAUUUCUUACCUUUCCGAUGGAUCCAACGAUAAGAUUCAGGCUGUCAUCGAGGCUGGUAUCCCCCCGCCGCCUGGUCGAGCUCCUCAUGCAUGCCUCGACUUCGGUCCAGACGCCGGCUCUUCGCUCCGUUGGCAACAUUGUCACUGCUCCAACAAGGACGGCAUUCGCAAGGAGGCGUGCUGGACGAUCUCGAACGUCACGGCCGGCAACUCGGCGCAGAUUCAGUCUGUCAUUGACGCCAACAUCAUCCCCCCUCUUAUCCACCUCCUCUCCAACGGCGAUCUUAAGACCCGCAAGGAGGCGUGCUGGGCCAUCAGCAACGCUACGUCCGGUGGUCUCCAGAAGCCGGAGCAGAUCCGCUACCUCGUGGCCCAGGGCUGCAUCAAGCCCCUCUGCGACCUUCUCGCUUGCCCCGAUAACAAGAUCAUCCAGGUGGCGCUGGACGGCCUCGAGAACAUUCUCAAGGUUGGCGAUCUUGACAAGCAGGCUGCUGGCGAAGGCCCCGACUCUAUCAACCGCUACGCCCUGUUCAUCGAGGAGUGCGGUGGCAUGGAGAAGAUCCACGAAUGCCAGACCAACGCCAACGAGGAGAUCUACAUGAAGGCGUACAACAUUAUUGAGAAGUACUUUGCCGACGAGGAGGAGAACGCCGAUGAGGGUAUGGCUCAAGGCACCGGCCCCAACGGUACCUUUGGCUUCGGUGCCAACGCCCCUGCCCAGCAGGGUGGUUUCAGUUUUGCCAACGGUGGCGACUCCAUGGACAUGUAA
Verticillium alfalfae VaMs.102 is the source of this 1590-nucleotide messenger RNA. RefSeq names its product importin subunit alpha-1. Gene Ontology annotation, cellular component: cytoplasm; nucleus; nucleoplasm. Gene Ontology annotation, biological process: NLS-bearing protein import into nucleus. Lineage: Eukaryota; Fungi; Ascomycota; Sordariomycetes; Glomerellales; Plectosphaerellaceae. Bases 1 to 1590 code for a protein of 529 amino acids. Gene Ontology annotation, molecular function: nuclear import signal receptor activity; protein binding. The transcript is spliced from 4 exons. The record is from RefSeq and is a predicted model, not a curated record.